AUGUCCUCCCUCAAAGAUACUCUCACUGCCUCUGGAGGCACAGAGUCCGCAGGCUUCCUCAACGACAUCAUCGCCCAGCUAUGGCCAAACAUCAAUGUCGCGGCCGGAAAGAUCAUCAAGGAUACCGUCGAGCCUAUGCUCGAGCAGAUGCUCCCUGGUCCUCUGGCGAACUUGAAGUUUGUCAAGGUGGAGCUUGGACCUGUUCCCCUCAAGCUGUCUCAUGUUGAUGUCCACAAGACGACACAGGAGGGUAUCAAGCUUGAUAUGAACUUGGAUUGGGAUGGAAAGUGCGAUUUUGAGCUUGAUGGGAGCAUGGUUCCCAAGAUUGGUAUCGAGCAUGUCAAGCUCCGAGGACGACUUUCAGUGCUGCUGUGCCCUCUGACAAACGUCAUGCCUUUGAUCGGCGCCGCACAAGUCGCCUUCAUCAACCCCCCAUCCAUCGAGCUCGACUUCACAGACGCAGCCAAUAUCGCCGACCUCUCCAUCAUCGACAAAACCGUCCGAAAGGUCAUCCUCAACGUAAUCUCCUCCAUGGCCGUCCUCCCCAACCGCUUCCUCGUCAAACUCGACAACAGCAACGACUACUUCAAGACCUUCCAGCCUCACCUCGGUGUCCUCCGCCUCACUGUCGAGGGUGCUACCGAGAUCACUGGCGAGAAGAAGAGCGGAGCCAAGAAGCUCCUACAAAAGAUCAUCAAGGAUGUUCCUGACUGUUACUGUGAUGUCAACGUCGGUGCGGAGGGCGAGUGGCGCACCGAGACUAUCAAGAACAAGCAUGAUCCUCAGUGGAAUGAGACGCACGAUUUCCUGGUUACGGACUAUGAUCAGCAGAUCACCAUUGAUAUCAACGAUGAGGAUCUUGGUGGUGACGAUGAUAUCGGUAUCGCUACCACCACUGUCAAGGAACUUCUUCUGAACAAGGGUACUCAAACUCUUGGCCUUACCCACAAGGGCCAACAUCUUGAAACCAAGGUUACUAUCCACGGUAAAUUCUUCAACUUUGUCGGCGAAACAAAUAGCAUUUCUACCAACCAAAGCCGAAACGAGGGUGAAAUCUGCGGUCUAGCUACCGUUCUCAUCGCCAGCGUCAGUGGUCUGAACGGCAACCGCGAUGAGCUCAAGCCCAGCGUAAAGGUAACAUGGGGCGACAAAGAGUUCGUCACACCUGUCAAGUCCUACUCUCCUGGCACAGACAUCUUCAACCCAUCCUUCGACACAGCUUUCCGCUUCCCUGUUACUGCUGAGCAGCUUUCUAAUCCUUCUGCUUUCCGACUGGUGCUGCAGAAUGGUGCCAAUGAGCAGGGAAGUGUUGAUGUUCCGUUUAACAGUGUGUCUGGCGCUGAGGGUAUGGUGAGGGAAGAAGAGUUUGAUGUUGGAUCCGGUGUUACUGUCAGAGCUCGUGUUGCUGUUCGAGGUCUGCAGAUGGCGCAGUAG
Molecule: messenger RNA, 1434 nt
Organism: Fusarium coffeatum
Lineage: Eukaryota; Fungi; Ascomycota; Sordariomycetes; Hypocreales; Nectriaceae
Exons: 4
Coding region: 1-1434 (477 amino acids)
Molecular function (GO): lipid binding
Source: RefSeq, a predicted model, not a curated record